Molecule: messenger RNA, 1707 nt
Organism: Thyridium curvatum
Lineage: Eukaryota; Fungi; Ascomycota; Sordariomycetes; Thyridiales; Thyridiaceae
Exons: 1
Coding region: 1-1707 (568 amino acids)
Source: RefSeq, a predicted model, not a curated record
AUGAAUGCCACCGAUACUGCCCAGCUUCCGUCUUCAUCUACUGCGCAGAUAUCUGCUACUCCAUCCUCCCACCCCCGGCGGCCCCCUUCAUCCGUCAACUCUGCCCGCCUCCAGCCUCCCGCUGCCCAGCAACAUCCUCCCCACAAGGAUGCGCGCCGCUCACUGCCUCUGCCCUUCCCACCCAUAUUCUUCGCUCCCAACAACGCAUCGUCGACCUCGCUAGUCUCGUCCACGGCCGAGGGGAGACCAAUACCCCUCGACGACUCGACCACCGCCAAUCGAACCUCUGCUCUUCGCGAGCUCAACAGCCACUAUCCUUCCCCUGUCCUGCGCCACCGAUAUUCCAAAUCUUCAGGUCCGCAAAGCAGCACCUACUCCCAGCCCGUUAUCGUCCGGACAUACAGCGGGCCAUCCCCGUCUCAACAUCCCUAUGCCAAAAGCCAUUCGGGACAGUAUCGAUCGCACAUCCCCGGCCGUUCAGCACUCCGGAAACCGCCCGGUGUGGUGGCAUCAUCGACUGCGGCUGCCCUCUCCACCUCGACCCCUACACCUGGCUGCCUUGAACCACGGGUGGUGAUCGCGAAUGGCUGGUCGGUGAACAUGGCACGGAAUAAGCCCAAGAAGAAGUCAGCAUGGAGUUGGUUAAGCCGGCGGGACUCGGACGAGCAAGAUGAGGCUCGUUUGCCUCCGUUGGAAGCGUAUUCCUUCAAGGGCUUCAUGGCCAACCUGCAGGCGCAGGAUAGCGACAUCGACGCAGACCUGGACCGCAUCGCCGAGAUCUGUGCGCGGUCUCGCUACAGCUUGAGUAACCAGUACGAAGUACACAUGAAACCCCACGGAUCGGGCUCCUCCUUCGCGGGCGCGGGAGCACGAGGCGCACGGAGCGAGACUGCGUCGAGUAGCAGCGGGAGGCGACAUAGAAACUCGUCCAAGCAUCAAGGGGCCCUAACGCUGCAGGCGGUGCAGUCGGACGACGAAACAUCAAGGGCCCAUCGUAAACGUCGAAGUGGGGGUAGGAGACGGAGUAUCGCGUACGGCACACUCGAAACCAUCAUGUCUUCGAGCCGGUCUUCCGAGGAGGACAAGUCCAAGAAGAGGUCGGCUCAAGAGAUAGCGGAGGAGGUGCGAGGGCGGGCGGCAUUGAAAAAGGCGGAAUCGGUUCGUGAUCGGUCUCAUUCCGGGUCCGGAUCCGGAUCCACCGACGAAGGUCUGACGUCGGGUCCGAAAUCCACCGCCCAGGCGCCAAAGCCGACACGGAAGAAGUCAACCUCCUUUGCUCACGCCGUGAUUGACAGCACCAGGCAGCUUGGUACCACCCACCACCCCACGACGCCCCGAGGUUCGGCGGCCGCGCUGGUAAGCGAGCCGGCUCUACCGCAGACAUCGAGCAGCCACUUGGAGAUCCGAACGGGACCCGCCAUCUCGCAGACCGUUGAUCAAACCAGUGCGCCACGGCCGCGCCCGGCUAACAUGGACAGAGUCGAGGAGAGCCAGUUGCCGUACUCGCGACCAUCUGUACUGCCCUCGGAGGAGACCGGCAUCUCGGCGACGGCGUUGUUGACGAGCCUGAGCAGCUGGGUGCCUUGGAAAUCGAACGGCGAUCUGUCCGGGACGGGAAACCCAAGCCACGCCGAGGGGAGCUUGAGGUCCCUCUUGAAGUCUGCAGAGGAACACCAAACCCAGGGAACCGACCAGGACCGCCCGUGA